UUGCUGUCGAUAAUAGUUCCACCGGUAAGUUUAUAUUCGAGUUUCUUGAAGUUUUUGAGGAAUGCUGCAACAUUGAAUCAAUGGAUUCCAACUUGCGUUGUGGCUUAAAUAUCUUUGUACCCUGGCGUGGACAAAUUUUAAAUUGUAAAUGGGACACAUUAUCACUGACGUUUGCAAAAUCUCUUCCUCUAGCAUUCCCACCUCGAAAAAGACAGCAAAUGAUGAUCAAGAAAGAUGGUGUUAUGCUGCAUGUGGGCAACAAGCUUUUUCUUGGACAAAGUGACUUCGAUGAAGUUGUGAAUGGCAACCAUACAUUUAUUGACAAGACGCUUUUGAUUGCUGAAUUCCUCGAUGAGGCGGACCCUACAUAUGUUGCUCUUGUCCUGCGCCCAAGGCGAUUUGGCAAGACGACAAACAUUACAAUGCUCAAAAAAUUUCUUUCCAUACCAAUCCAUCCUGACAAUGAACUGUAUCGAAGGGAAUUGUUUAAAGGCACUCUGAUUGAGACAUGUGAUAUUGGACAAGACCUGUUUGAGAGACACUUCUGCAAACAUCCGGUCAUCAGUUUCUCUUUAAAAGGUUUUGAAGAUUGUUCAACUUUUUAUGCAAUGGUGAAUAAUUUACGUGGACUGGUAGCAAGGCUAUACAAGGAACAUUCUUAUCUUAUCAACAAUACUAUGUUUGAGGCUGAUAGAGAACGCUUCAAACUCAUAUAUCAAGAGAACAAGUAUCCCCGUAUUGGACACACACUGUUUGAGCUCUCUGAGCACUUGGCAAGGUAUCAUAGAAAGAAGUGUGUUGUCCUAAUCGAUGAAUAUGAUCACCCAAUGGACAUUGCAUACCGGCAUGGCUAUUAUGAGGAAGCUCGUGAUUUAUUUGCUAGUCUAGUGGGAAGACUUCUAAAGGACAAUGAAAAUUUGUGGAAAGGCUUUCUUGUCGGCGUGUCCCGAGUGGCACAAACAGGUCAUCUAUCAGGAUUCAACAAUGUUGAAAUAUUCUCAAUGCACGCAGAGAGAUAUGCAGAUAAAUUUGGCUUUACUCAUGAUGAAACAUCUAUUUUACUUGAGCAUUAUGAGUUGUCAGAAAAGAAGGAUGCUGUAAAAUGUUGGUAUGAUGGCUAUGAAGCUUAUGAUGGCCUCCAUAUCUAUAAUCCUUUAUCUGUCAACAAGUUCAUUAGUACGAAAGAAUUGGAUGCAUAUUGGGUCGAUACAGCUGGAGGUACUCAAACAAUCAGUAUGCUGCUUUGGCACUCAACAGAAAAUUUCAAAAAUGACAUAAUAAGCCUGCUUGAUGGAAAUUCAAUUAAGGGUUCAAUUCUUCCAGAUCUGUAUUACGGUACACUAGAUGGUUCCGACUCAGCUGUACUGAGGACUCUACUCUAUUAUGCAGGCUAUCUCACCAAAGAUAAAAGCUCUAACAUGGAAAUUGGAGACAUCUUACGCAUUCCAAAUAAAGAAGUGGAAACACAAUGGCUAAGAUGGUUGCAAGGCUCCAGUUUCAAGUCUGUACAUUCACUUGUGAACAAGUUGCUGGCUGGCAGGCUUUCAGAUUUUAUAAACGAACUUAAAAUUAUUGUCAAGGAAACAUUGCCAUUUUAUGAGCUUCCGGACAAACAUGUAGAGUCAAAUUAUCAUCUCUUCAUUGUAGGACUUCUUGCUUCAGUGAGGAAUUAUGGCCAUGAAUGUAAAUCAAACAGAGCAGAGGGCUAUGGACGAUUUGAUUAUAGAAUUACCCCAACAGAAAAGGCAAUAAUAUUUCGAACAGCAGUGAUUAUGGAAUUCAAAAUAUGUAAGUCAAAGAAUAAAGAUGAUGAGGAAUUUGAUGAACGAGAUCUCCAGAAACUUGCUAUGGAUGCACUUCAGCAGAUAGACAGAAAUCAGUAUGAUACAGGACUUUCUUCUUCAUCUGCUAAUAUACUUGUUAAGUGUGGAAUUGCAUUUCAAGGAAAGGAUUGCUAUGCCGUAGGAACUGUUUUCAAGAAAGAGGGUGAUAAAUGGGUAAUGAUAGAUACAUUUAAAAAUUUUUGA
Molecule: messenger RNA, 2027 nt
Organism: Ambispora leptoticha
Lineage: Eukaryota; Fungi; Glomeromycota; Glomeromycetes; Archaeosporales; Ambisporaceae
Source: the annotation of a GenBank genome assembly